CUCUUCGUUCUUUCCCCCUCUGCUCGCUGCGUCUCUCUUCCCCCCAUUAUAAACCCACCAUCCUCCCUCUCCCCCCACCUCGCCUCCUCUCUCUCCUCUUCUCUUCUCUGUUGUUCUUUAAUUUAUUCUCGUAAUAUAAUCGUCGUCCUCGACGCACGAUUUCUCCUACCCCCCGAUCCGCCUAUAAAUAGGCCUCAUGACUGUGAUAGCUGGGGCCCUCACCCGAUCGUCGUACUCUCGCCUUUCCUUCUCCCUCUCCGCCGCCGCCGCCAAGUCCUCUUCCCACCUAACCUCGCCUCCUCCGUCAUCUCCUCCCUCCCCCUCAAACCCUAACCUAAGAUCUCAUUCUCCUCCACCGUCUUCUCCGCCGUCGCCCGUCUCGUCGUUCGCUCGGCACUUCGGGGACUGGCGGUCGCCGCUCAGCCACCGGGCCCAGAUCCGCUCAUCCGCCGCCGUUGCCGAGCGCUUCGAGCGCCGCUUCGCCACCAUGGCUACCCCGGAACUCGUAUGAGAGCAUCUUGACCUCCCUCUCCAAGCCUGGAGGAGGCGAGUUUGGGAAGUACUACAGCUUGCCGGCGCUGAAUGAUCCUCGGAUCGAUCGGCUUCCGUAUUCUAUAAGGAUUCUUUUGGAAUCGGCGAUCCGGAACUGUGACGAGUUCCAGGUGACAGGGAAGGAUGUGGAGAAGAUCUUGGACUGGGAGAGCAGUGCCGCAAAGCAAGUUGAGAUUCCCUUCAAGCCUGCUCGUGUCCUGCUUCAGGACUUCACUGGUGUUCCAGCUGUUGUUGAUCUUGCAUGUAUGCGGGAUGCUAUGAAUAAACUAGGCAGUGAUUCAAAUAAGAUCAACCCAUUGGUUCCUGUCGAUCUUGUCAUCGAUCACUCAGUGCAGGUUGAUGUGGCAAGAUCAGAAAAUGCAGUUCAGGCUAAUAUGGAACUUGAAUUUCAACGCAAUAAGGAAAGAUUUGGAUUUUUGAAGUGGGGAUCCAAUGCAUUUCAUAACAUGCUUGUUGUUCCACCUGGAUCUGGUAUUGUCCACCAGGUCAACUUGGAAUACCUUGCCCGUGUUGUGUUUAACAAUGGGGGGAUUCUAUAUCCUGACAGUGUGGUAGGCACUGACUCGCACACGACUAUGAUCGAUGGAUUAGGCGUUGCUGGCUGGGGAGUUGGUGGAAUAGAAGCAGAAGCUGCAAUGCUUGGUCAGCCAAUGAGUAUGGUGCUGCCUGGAGUUGUUGGGUUCAAAUUAUCUGGAAAAUUGAAUAACGGUGUGACAGCCACCGACUUGGUUUUGACAGUAACACAAAUGCUUCGGAAGCAUGGUGUUGUUGGAAAGUUUGUGGAGUUCUAUGGGGAAGGCAUGAGUAAGCUAUCUCUGGCAGACCGUGCCACUAUUGCAAAUAUGUCUCCUGAAUAUGGAGCAACAAUGGGUUUCUUCCCAGUAGAUCAUGUCACACUGCAAUACUUGAAACUGACUGGCAGAAGCGAUGACACUGUGGCGAUGAUCGAGUCCUAUUUGCGGGCUAAUAAGAUGUUUGUUGACUAUAGCCAGCCCCAAACAGAAAGAGUGUACUCAUCUUAUCUAGAGUUGAAUUUGGAAGACGUGGAACCAUGUGUAUCAGGGCCUAAGAGACCUCAUGAUCGAGUUCCCUUGAAGGAAAUGAAAGCAGAUUGGCAUUCAUGCUUAGAUAACAAAGUAGGAUUCAAGGGCUUUGCUGUGCCAAAAGAAACCCAAAAUAAAGUUGCAGAGUUUUCUUUCCAUGGGCUGCCAGCUCAGAUAAAGCAUGGUGAUGUUGUCAUAGCAGCUAUCACCAGUUGCACAAACACAUCAAAUCCUAGUGUAAUGCUUGGAGCUGCGUUGGUUGCAAAGAAGGCUUGUGAACAGGGACUUGAGGUAAAGCCAUGGAUCAAGACAAGUCUCGCUCCAGGUUCUGGAGUUGUGACCAGAUACUUGGAAAGGAGUGGUUUGCAGAAGUAUUUAAAUCAGCUCGGUUUCAAUAUUGUUGGGUAUGGAUGCACAACCUGCAUUGGGAAUUCUGGUGACCUUGAUGAAACAGUAUCAGCUGCUAUCUCUGAGAAUGACAUCGUUGCUGCAGCUGUGUUAUCUGGGAAUAGAAACUUUGAGGGACGUGUACAUCCUUUAACUAGAGCAAAUUAUCUUGCUUCCCCUCCUUUGGUGGUAGCUUAUGCUCUUGCUGGGACGGUUGAUAUUGAUUUUGAAACAGAACCUAUAGGUACCUCGAAAGAUGGAAAGAAGGUUUACUUCCAGGAUAUUUGGCCAUCCAAUGAAGAGAUAGCAAAUGUUGUGCAAUCCAGUGUGCUUCCAGACAUGUUUAAGGGUACAUAUGAAGCAAUUACCAAAGGAAAUCCCAUGUGGAAUCAGCUAUCAGUGCCAUCCAGCACACUCUACACAUGGGACCCUUCGUCAACAUACAUUCACGAGCCUCCUUAUUUCAAGGACAUGACCAUGUCUCCUCCUGGUCCGCAUCCUGUGAAGGAUGCAUAUUGCUUGCUAAACUUUGGAGAUAGUAUCACAACGGACCACAUUUCACCAGCUGGGAGCAUUCACAAAGAUAGCCCUGCUGCCAAGUUUUUGAUGGAUCGAGGUGUUGAAAGGAAAGACUUCAACUCGUAUGGUAGCCGCCGUGGUAAUGAUGAGGUGAUGGCAAGGGGAACAUUUGCCAAUAUUCGUAUUGUGAACAAGUUUUUGAAGGGAGAAGUAGGGCCUAAAACAAUUCACAUUCCUACAGGGGAGAAACUGUCUGUAUUUGAUGCUGCUGUGAGGUACAAAAGUGAGGGGCAUGACACAGUCAUUUUGGCUGGUGCGGAAUAUGGAAGUGGAAGUUCUCGUGAUUGGGCUGCAAAGGGGCCAAUGCUGCUGGGUGUGAAAGCAGUGAUCGCCAAGAGCUUCGAGAGAAUCCACCGUAGCAACCUUGUGGGCAUGGGAAUAAUUCCACUAUGUUUUAAGCCUGGUGAAGAUGCAGAGACCCUUGGCUUAACAGGCCAUGAACGUUACACCAUUAACCUGCCAAGCAGUGUGAGUGACAUCAAACCUGGUCAAGAUGUCACAGUUGUGACAGACAAUGGCAAGUCAUUUACAUGUAUUGUCCGCUUUGAUACUGAGGUUGAACUGGCAUAUUACAAUCAUGGUGGAAUUCUGCCGUUUGUCAUUAGAAAUCUGAUCAAUGCGAAGCAUUAGAUCAAAUGGUGUCCGGACAUGAAGGUAAAAUGAGGGGAUAUGAUCUUGUAUAACAGUGUUGUUAUUCGUUCAAGGUGUUUCAGUUUUGUGCCUUGUGGCAUACAGUUUAUGUUCUGUAGUCUUGGGUUUUUUAUUCAAACCUGCCCAAGAAAUAAAUAGCAUGAACGGGAGGAAAAGGACAUGUGAGGUGGCCAAGUGUGUUAUUGAGAUAGAUGUUUCAUAUAUUCGCAGCACGAGAUGCAUACGUUGUGUGCUUCAUGAGAUUCAUGUUCAUUAUUCACAGUUAAAAUGCAGACCAUCUUGAUUUGUCAUA
This is a messenger RNA of Phoenix dactylifera (date palm), 3504 nucleotides long. Its product is annotated as aconitate hydratase, cytoplasmic-like. The record is from RefSeq and is a predicted model, not a curated record. NCBI's taxonomy places the organism in Eukaryota, Viridiplantae, Streptophyta, Magnoliopsida, Arecales, Arecaceae.